This is a messenger RNA of Scheffersomyces stipitis CBS 6054, 924 nucleotides long. RefSeq names its product putative pyridoxal kinase (gene BUD17). Gene Ontology annotation, cellular component: cytosol. NCBI's taxonomy places the organism in Eukaryota, Fungi, Ascomycota, Pichiomycetes, Serinales, Debaryomycetaceae. Gene Ontology annotation, biological process: pyridoxal 5'-phosphate salvage. Gene Ontology annotation, molecular function: pyridoxal kinase activity. The transcript has a single exon. The record is from RefSeq and is a predicted model, not a curated record. Bases 1 to 924 code for a protein of 307 amino acids.
AUGUCAAAGUCGGUUUUGGCAGUGCUGUCGCACGUAUCCCACGGCUAUGUAGGCAAUCGGGCCAUGGUGUUUCCACUCCAGUACAAUGGUUGGGAUGUAGAUGCUAUAAACACCACCAACUAUCUGAAUCAUCCAGGGUACGGUUCAUUUGCAGGCAAACCCACGUCUUCCGAACUUGUCACGGAUCUAUUCAAGGGUCUCAAAGGAAUUGUUGACUUUAAUGAUACCUAUGAUAUGGUUAUAACUGGUUAUACCCCAAAUGAGGAAGUAUUGGAUAUCAUCUACCAACAGCUACUCGCAGUGUUGAAUUCUGACAUUUCAAGAAAGAAGCCACAGUGGAUUGUAGACCCAGUGCUAGGCGACAACGGAAGACUAUACGUUCUGGAAAAGGUGAUACCAAUUUACAAAAAGAUUCUUUCGUCCGGAUUUGUCACGCUCAUAACCCCCAACCAGUUUGAGUUCGAGAUUUUGACCGAAACCAAAAUAACAGAUUGGACGUCAGUCCGCCAGGCAUUCCGUAGAGCCCAUGAGCUCUACAAAAUUACUAACAUAGUAAUUUCAUCAGUUCUAGUAGAUGGCCAAAUGUUUGGGGUUGGCUACUCGGCAAAGGCCGAAGAACAGCAUCAAAUUUUUAGCUUUCCCAUUUCUCAGAUUCACUGUCAUUUCAAUGGCUGCGGAGACCUUUUCACUGCUCUUGUGGCCAACCAAUUUCACGAGAACAAGUAUACACUCUCUCCUAAAGUUUUGGGCGAUGUCUUAGUCAAACUUAACCUUAUCUUGGAACGUACUUACAACGAGGAAAUAGAGACCAAGGGCGUGGAGUCUGUGUCGGAGGUGAAAUCACUCCGUAUCAUCUCCCUGAGAGAUAUAUUGUUGGCUGACCAUAGCGAGGACAUAAUCGACAGAGUAAGCUACUUGAAGUAA